AUGUCAACAUCAUCGUCAGUUCCAAAACCUGAAAUAACACGCGACGUCACUCGAAAAAUUGGUUCCGGUGGAUUUGGUGCCGUUUACGAGGUUGAAAAGGACGGUAUACGAGGAGCACUCAAGACAGAAUUUGUCGAUCAAAAAGGCGAGCGAAGCGAAACACUCAGAAAUGAGGUGAUGCAGCUUCGUGUGAUGCAAUGGUCGUCACAUUUUUGCCGUUUAUACUUGGCAUGUCGUUUACGUUGUGGGAAGGAGAUAGUUAACGUCAUGAUUAUGAGCCUGGUGGAGCGGCCUCUAUCACGGCUUCGUCGUAUGACGCCCGAGUCUCGUUUCACUCGCUCUACUGCUGUAAGAUUGUCAAGGCAGUGCCUAGAGGCGAUCCACGACCUACAUCGAACCGGCAUCUUACACCGUGAUAUAAAGGCUAGUAAUUUUGCCUGGUCGGCAGAGCGUAUAGUCUACCUUCUGGAUUUGGGAUUUUGUAGAAGAUUUUUAGCUUUCACCGACCAACAAGUCAUCAAGCACCGCUCACCAAGGAAGAAGGUUGCAUUCCUCGGUACUAGCAAGUACUGCUCGUUGAACAUGCACAAGAAAUUGGAUCAGGGUAGAAGAGACGAUUUAUGGGCUUGGCUUUACAUGACCGUCGAAUUCAUGGGCAAACUAAUCUGGCGUAACGAUGAGGACAAAGUGAUCGAGAAGAAGAAGGAGAAGAUCGGCUCGAGACUACUGCUGAAGUGCCCACAAGAGAUGUACAUGAUCUAUGACCAUAUACGAUUUCUUGAAUUUGAUUCGAAGCCAAACUAUGCUCUUCUACGGAAGCAACUGGACCGGAUAGACUAUCGUCUUAAAUGCGAUGAAACCAAGGCCGGCCGUAAGCCCCUAAUAUGA
Molecule: messenger RNA, 888 nt
Organism: Angiostrongylus costaricensis
Lineage: Eukaryota; Metazoa; Nematoda; Chromadorea; Rhabditida; Metastrongylidae
Source: the annotation of a GenBank genome assembly